This is a messenger RNA of Yamadazyma tenuis ATCC 10573, 5043 nucleotides long. RefSeq lists its product as uncharacterized. Gene Ontology annotation, cellular component: nucleus; HIR complex. The record is from RefSeq and is a predicted model, not a curated record. Gene Ontology annotation, molecular function: nucleosome binding. NCBI's taxonomy places the organism in Eukaryota, Fungi, Ascomycota, Pichiomycetes, Serinales, Debaryomycetaceae. Gene Ontology annotation, biological process: chromatin organization.
AUGCUUUUCUAUACUUUGGUGGACGAUAUGGGAAAUGCUCUUAUCUAUCAGGAAGCUGACAGUUUACUUAUUGACACUCUCUACGAGGUCCUUGUAUUCAUGGGUUCGGCUAGACUUGCACGCUUCAUCUUGGAGUACUCUCUCAGCAGCAAGGCUGAAAGCAACGAUAUACUCGGCCUCCUACCGUUGGAUAAGGUGGCCGUCCGACACCACGAGCAAUUGGUAGACCGCAUCAACCAACGCCAGACCGGCUCUGGCUCGUUCACUAAGCAUCAGCAGGCAAUCGAAGACAAGUAUCUGUUUUUGGCACCGUUGAGAGCAGACUUUCAGGCCCUGAUAGACAAAGUAUCCACUGCUCGAACCAUGAACUGUAAGAUUAAGAUAAAAGGUGAUGUGCUCAAAUGGGAGCAUGUCACUUCUUCGAUCAACGAGAUGCUCAAAGCUCAUGAAGACAAAUCUAGGAUCGAGACCACCGUAAGGCUGAAGCUUAAGGACAUUGACACUUAUUGUUUCACUGCUAAUAGUAUUGAGAUUCUUCACUUGGAGGUUCCGGAGAUUUCGGACGAGGUGGACGAUGCCGAGGAGGAAUCUACUUCUGAAGGGGAUGCUAGUAAACAGGUGGAGGAGGACCACAUUCACGAACCCACAGACCUACAAGAAAGUGAAGCUGCUCCGAGCGAGGAGAUCUCGACCGAAGUUGAGAAAGCUGCUGGAGAGUCUCCAGCCCUUGAUCAUGAAGGCGGUUCAGUUCCUCCUACGGACACAAUAAACGAAACGCACGAGGAAGGAAAUCCUGAAACCUCCAAGUCUACGCCAAAAUCCAUAUCCAAAGGCAUCCAGCGUGCAUCCAAAAGACUCCAGAAAUCCGAACUCGAAUUCAGCUAUUUGCCCAACUUGGAUGUCACCCCGGCGAUGUUUUCUGAAACAACUAGGUUUUUCAGCGACAUUAAUACCUUUCUCCUGAAGCUUAAUGUGGGAGAACUGCUCUCUUUAGGAGACAUUGCCUCUAAGUUUGUGGAUCCUGGUGACAUCACCAACUUCACCACCGAUUUCAUAGAUGUUUUGGACUUGUAUGAGCCUUCUAUUCAUGCUAAGGCAUUAAUGGAAGCAUGGAGAUUGAGGCAAAGCAGGCUCAAGGAUACCACCGAUCACGAAAACGAAAAAUUGAAGCUUUUGGAAGUGUUGAAAUCGUUCAGUUCGACCACAAAGUCAUCUACGGAGCUCAACAAUGGUUUUGAUGAACAAGGUGAUAUAUAUUCUCCUGAAAUAAUUGCCGACUUCAUCACUAAAGCCAAUGACAAGAAAUGCCAUAUAAACGAUAUCAAAAUCUCCAUAUUAAGGUUUUUGAUGGGAAACCAAAAAAAUGGCUUGUGUCUUAUAUGUGACACACACUGGCUGGACAACCUCCUUCAUGAUGUCAAAGGAUGGGUGAAUCAAUUGGAACUUCAGCUCUUACAAGAGUCUGAAAAUGCCUUGAAACUCCCAACCACUCCCACCUUGCUAGACGAGUUGACCUUUUCCACCAGUGUAUUUGAGCUACUUGUCGAUACUUAUGUGGACCAGAAAAGCAAAGUUGACCUCUUAAUAUCCCAAAAUGCUGAUCGGGGGUUCCAAAAAUCGUUGAAAGCAUCAUUAAACACUCAGAUAUCUGUGGUUACCAAGCUUAAAAGUAUCUUGGAGAGAUGGAUACUCCACCUUGAAGGUAUUUUGUAUAUCUUGAAGGAUUCUGUCUACACUACUCUUGUAUCAUUCAAAUCAUUUGUCAGGUUCCAAUGGUCAAUGGCUUAUAAGGAGAGACUGGAUAAUGCUAACUUCCGACUCAGCAAGUUUUUAACAGCUAGGUUAAGUCAAUUAAGUGAGCUCCUCGAAUCAAAGCCAGGGUUUGAUGUGGCUGUGAAGAUGGCCAACUACAAAUGUAUCAAGGACAUAAGCUCGAGGUCUAUCUACUUAUUGUCAAAUACAAUCACGGUAACAACGGUGUUCGCUAAGAUUUUGUAUGCCAAAGAUGGAGACAAUAACGAAGAAGCCAUAAGCAUUUUAGAGAGAACCUUAAUUGGAUCUGAGUAUUUUAAUGACGGGAUUGAUGGUGUUGAUAGUUCUGCUAUUUCCUCGGUGAAAGCCCUCUUGCAGGAAUCAAGUACUGAUAUGAAGUUCAGCCUUUGGACCAUCCUUUUCCUGUACUACAAUUAUUCUUCCAAUUUAGAGCGGUUCCAAUUCGGCUUUGAGAGAGUCUUAGAGUCAAUCCUUAUAGACCUCGAUAGUGAUACCUACAAAAAGGAAGAGAUUGAUAAUAGGGCUUCGACCUUGUUGAAAAUAUUAUCAUUAUUCGACGAAUACUUAACCAUGUUCUUGGACCAUUUGUCUAAAAACGCAUGGAAGCUAACAUACAAUUCAGAUAAAAUGUCCUCCUACAAAGAGACCUUAAAGAGACUAUUGGUUGUAUUUCAACUCCUAUACAUGUUCAGUCUUCAUGAAGAGGCUGCCUUGAUAACAUCCAAGAAGAUCACCUUAUACGAAAAGUCCCGUAUGGCAUAUAACAAGUUUAAAGGUUUUAUCAUGAGACUUACAACUGCGAUUGUUUUGUACUAUGAUUUGUUGGUUAAAGGCGAUUAUACUGCCAGAAUAGCUGACAUCAGCUUGGAUCUAUUAUCUUUGUUUCAUGAUCAGUUGGGUAAUAGAAGGCUCUGUGAUUCUGGGGACGGGAUAUUCCUUUUGUUUUACCAAGAUGUUAUUCUCCAGUCUGAUUCCACCAAUCGUCAAAGUGAUAUCCUCCAACUUUUGUCUUGUAGACACCAUUGGAACAUUUCUUCGAAUAACUUCACUCCUGUGAAUCAUGACACGUCUGCUGCUACUCAAUUGAAUAAGGAUUCUGCGUUCAGCAUUUCCAAGUUGGUAUUACCGCUUUGUUUAUCGAGACAACCCAUUGUCAAUCCCCCUAAAGGAGACUUGAAGUCGAUUAUCGACGAGUUCUACGAAGUGAUAGGGGACCCAAUCUUUGAGACGUUGAGUCCAUUGGACCAAAAUAACAAUAUUUUGAGUCAUGUUUUGGAUGACACUGUUGUAAGUGGUGCAUUGGUCAAGGAAUGCUUUUACGGGCUUAGAAAAAUCAAUUUUUUGCUGCCAGGGAAAAGCGAGUUGACGGAAAUUGCCCAAGGGGGAUUGUAUUAUCUACAAGGCUUGUUGGUGUUCUCAUCUUACAAGGUAAGGAAGAAGUCAAUGCAAGGCCGGUCCCUUGAACUUGAAAAUGUCAUCAAGCUUUUGAAGAAUGACCUUGUAUACGCAAGCAACCGUGUGGAAAGCUGGUUACUCCUCGGUCAAGCGUAUGGAUUCCUUGUAGAAGAUGACCUUAUUUGGACUCCUGAUAAACUCACUGCCAUGGAAAAGAAAAUCGCUACGGCUAAUCUCCAAAGAAAGUCAUUAAUCUGUUACCUAAUGGCUAUCAACUUCUCAAAAGAAGCACCACCUAAUAACUUAAAGGCAAUUAUUGGUGAGUUAAUGUCUAGUUUUGCCAUAGAGAUGUUCAAUGCCUGCAUGAUUCCCAUGUUGAUGAUGGCUUUCAAAGUCACGGCAAAUCCCAAAUUUGUUCAUACUCGGGACGAAAACAAAUUUGUGACAGUUCAGGACAACCCUCCCAUUAGAAGAUCAUUUUGUUUCAAGAUUAUUCAGCAAAGUUUGCAUUUGGCCAUCAAAUCCAAUUCACAAGACUGGAUCAAUUAUUACUACCUUUCCAAAGUUCAAGGAAAGCUUAAGUUGCCGAUGGAAAUGAUCAUGGAAACACUCAUCGAUGCUUGUCAUCACUCUUCCAACGUGUCGACUCCUGAGCUUAUACUCGAACCCCACUAUAGGAUCUGUUCGGUGGCAUUUAAGGCUAUCAAAAGGAACCAGCUCCUUCCAAAAUCAGCGGUGGAGUACCUCCUUAAAGACUCGUUGUUUAAAGAGAUACAAGCUCCUUCUUUCGAAACAGACAACCAAAAGCGAGAAGGGUAUGAAUUUGUUGUCGAGUGUUUGAAGAAGAUCGCUCAAACUGACAGAAAACGGUGGCAUCAUAAGUAUCACUAUAGAUUGGCCAAGAUAUACUUCGAGGAGCUUGAUAACAUCAAAGCAGCCAUUGAAGAAAUGUCGAUCAUAGUGUCCCUCAAAGCCACUAGUAAGACGUUGGUGCUGAUUUGGAAACCAGACAUUGAAAGACCAGGAAAGCAUUUUUACUACACUUCGCAGUAUGUGUUGUUGUACAUUGACCUUUUAUAUGCCGACAAAAACUUGGUGGGGCUAUUUGCAAUGGUUCCUCGGUUAAGGAGGUCUAGUACCAUCAUGGUGUCGUUGUUUGCUACCUGGGAAAAGCUCUGCUCCGUCAUCUGUAAGCUUGUUCGUUACUUGUACGACGUCAAAGAGACCUUCACCGAAAGCUUUUUGCACACCCCCAUUCACCUUUUCUUUAACCAUGUCCAGCAAAUUAACAUGAACUUGAAGGGCAAGGAAUUACCCGAAUCACUUCAACCAGCUCUUUGUCUUUUAAAUGUGUUGAACGAGUUGAAGAAACUCAACAGUGGUUUUGGUCCUACAUCCUUAAUUGACGACACGAUUGUUGCGGUCUUCGUUAACGUAUAUUAUCAGAUACAAGCGGAUACGGCUGUUACACUGCAAGUGGAAUCCCCCAAGGGAAAUAAGAGACUUGCUAAGAAAGACAUCUUCCCAUGUGUGUCUGAUAUCCUCAAGAACUGCAAAAGAGAGGUGGAUGCUCUUGUUAAGAACAGCCCCGACUUACUCAACGAGUUUGCUCUUAAGAAACAACAGGAGUUUGACCAGAGGGAUCUCGAGAAGCAGAAUACACCAGUUCCACAAAAAGUGGCCAUCAUCGUAACUCCUCCCACCGCCGAUAUCAAUCCUGAGGACGUGCAAUUGAGCUCACAGUCGGUGGAAUAUCAUUCUGCUCCCAGUGCACCUGCUACACCCACACCGGUACCAGUACCAGUACAGAGCCCACUCAAGAGACUUGUGGAGCAAGACGAACCUGAUGAACCCAAAAAACCCCGGGUGGUUUGA